Jaminaea rosea is the source of this 490-nucleotide messenger RNA. RefSeq lists its product as hypothetical. The transcript has 2 exons. The annotation marks the transcript as partial. The record is from RefSeq and is a predicted model, not a curated record. NCBI's taxonomy places the organism in Eukaryota, Fungi, Basidiomycota, Exobasidiomycetes, Microstromatales.
CUCCUCACCACUCUUCCCCUCUCGUCGUUCUCCCCCCGAACCCACAUCGCACUCUCAUCGCCGUCGUCCCUCUCUCUCUCCCCCGCCUUCCACAUCUCGCCGCUCCCGUUGCCCCCGCCCUUGCCGCCGCCACAGCCUCACUCUACUCAACUCAAGCCCAAACAAAGACACACAGUGUGAGAGAGAGAGCGCGAGGCCGCCCUCAACUCAUCAACGAGGCAAAAGGCAAAGGCAAAGAAGGAAGCAAUUCAGCGUACGAGCGAGCCGCCUCGCACGCACCACGCCGCCAACCAGCAGCAGCAGCAGCAGCAGCAAAGCACACGGCGACGCAUCGGCCCCGCCAUCCGCUUCGUGCGUGCUCAAUAAGUCAAAGCGAACAACAUCUGUCCGGUCUCAGUGCCGCUUUAGCUACCGCGCUACCUCGUCAUCGCCAUCAAUAGGCCGCGUCACGUCGCGUCGACGCGCUAUCAAGUCAUGCAGCCUUCAGCCU